AUGGAUGACAUGAGUCUUGAGGAUGUUGCACGACAAUUGUCCGAUAUCGAGGUGGCUGUCCUUCUAUGUCUCGCCGCCCAUGAACAUUGUUUGAUUGAGACCACGGGCGACUCGAUUGAUGACCUUGGCAGAGAACUAGCACUUAUCUGCUCCAACACAUUUGAUUUGUCAUUUUCUAUUCUCGAAUGUGGGCCCGAGACUUCCAUCGAAGAAAUUCACAAUGAUAUCCUUACUACGGAUGCCCGCAAGACCCUGGCCCGCCCGUCAUAUUCUCGGGCAAAAACCGGAUUUUCCAGCAAUCUUUCCUAUGUUGGCGGACAUCGGGACCGCAGCAAGUCCCCGAUCCCGAGUAUGAUAGCUGAUGAGCCAAAUGUGGUGAACAUUAUCAUCGCCAAAAACUUCAAUUUGACUAGCGAAGAUUUUCAGGUUCAAUCGUUACAGUUAAUGCGGACCCGGCAGUUGGUGACAAAAAUCGGAAUCCUCAAUGCGCCUACAGAUUUCUUGUUUGUACCCCUCGUGGCGCGGGACUCUGCUGAACUACAUCCACCGCUAAAGACCCAUCUGCGUGAUCAGUUGUUCAUCUCACAUUACCACGAGCCUGAAGAUGGGUUUAUUUACCUUGAGGAGAAUGAUUGGCUUUCUGACGGCAACUGUCUGCGUCCUCUGUGA
Molecule: messenger RNA, 669 nt
Organism: Penicillium verhagenii
Lineage: Eukaryota; Fungi; Ascomycota; Eurotiomycetes; Eurotiales; Aspergillaceae
Exons: 5
Coding region: 1-669 (222 amino acids)
Source: RefSeq, a predicted model, not a curated record